Messenger RNA from Racocetra persica, 210 nucleotides. NCBI's taxonomy places the organism in Eukaryota, Fungi, Glomeromycota, Glomeromycetes, Diversisporales, Gigasporaceae. The record is from the annotation of a GenBank genome assembly.
AUUCCAGUUUAUACAUUAGAACAGCUCGUUCUAAUUCAUCAAACCUAUAAUCAAUUAAAAAAACUUGAAGUGCAUGUGAAUCAAAGAACAAAUCCAUAUUGUGCACUUUCUUCUUUCGUGAAUGUUCCAUUCAAAAGUCUUGAACACUCGAUUAAGUUAUACUUUGAUUAUUCUGAAAAUUUCAAUCUAAAAACAAAUCGAUUAAAUCAG